CGUCUGCAGUCCGCCGGCCGGGAAGCCAGGAGGUGCGUGACGAAGGAGGCGCGUGACGGAGAAGCGGUUGGCCGACGCUGCGGCGGCAGUCGGCGUAAACAAGGCCUUGCGCCGCUACGGGUCCUGUGACCGCUCCUGGCUGGUGGGUGGUCUCGCGCGGGGCGGCAGCCGCCGGCUUCAGUGGGAGGUGCUUCUCGGCUUCCUCCCUGCCUCCCCCCUUGGCGUACACACCCCCGGCACACCACGUGGGCGUGAGGCUGGAGGAGGGGGUGUUGGGCCGACUGCUAACCUCAUUGGUUGUCACUGGUGCCGGCUUUCGCAAGAGGACGCUCUGAUUGGUUGGACUGGGAAGGGUUUGUGUUCCCGAAGCCUUGGGAGUUGUGACAGGCUAAAGAGAAGGUACCGUCAGUCCCUAGAAAGGGUCAUCCUCCUAGAGAGAGCUACUGCCUAUGUCAGGAGACUCUGGUAUUUCUAGAGCAGGGUUUACUUUCACCAAACCCAAGGAAGUGACAGGAGGAGUUCCUGCACAGGACCUAAGGAUGCUGUGACCAGAAGAUGGGAUCGCGGAACAGCAGCAGCGCAGGAACUGGGUCCGGAGACCCCUCCGACGGCUUGCCCCGAAGAGGGGCUCGCCUGCGUCGGGGUGAGGAAGAGGAAGAGGAGGAUGAAGAUGUGGAUCUGGCCCAGGUACUGGCCUAUCUCCUCCGCAGAGGCCAAGUAAGGUUGGUGCAAGGAGGAGGUGCAGCAAAUUUACAACUCAUCCAGGCCCUCUCAGACUCGGAGGAAGAGCAUGACAGUGCCUGGGAUGGUCGUCUUGGGGACCGAUACAACCCACCCGUGGAUGCAACCCCUGACACCCGGGAGCUGGAAUGCAAUGAGAUCAAGACGCAAGUGGAAUUGGCCACAGGGUGGCUGGGGCUUAAGCGGGCAGCCCAGGAGCACAGCUUUCCUCAAAUGCUGCACCAGAGAGAACGGGGCCUCUGCCACCGGGGAAGCUUCUCCCUUGGAGAAAAGUCUCGAGUGAUGUCUCACUUCUUGCCCAAUGAUCUGGCCUUCACUGAUACGUACUCGCAGAAGGCUUUCUGUGGCAUCUACAGCAAAGAUGGUCAGAUCUUCAUGUCUGCUUGCCAAGACCAGACAAUCCGACUGUAUGACUGCCGGUAUGGCCGCUUUCGUAAAUUCAAGAGCAUCAAGGCCCGGGAUGUCGGCUGGAGUGUCCUGGAUGUGGCCUUCACCCCUGAUGGGAACCACUUCCUAUACUCCAGCUGGUCUGAUUAUAUUCAUAUCUGCAACAUCUACGGGGAAGGAGACACACAUACUGCCCUGGAUCUAAGGCCAGAUGAGCGUCGCUUUGCUGUCUUCUCCAUUGCUGUCUCCUCAGAUGGACGAGAAGUGCUGGGAGGGGCCAAUGACGGAUGCCUGUAUGUCUUUGAUCGAGAACAGAACCGGCGCACCCUUCAGAUUGAGUCCCAUGAAGAUGAUGUAAACGCAGUGGCCUUUGCUGACAUAAGCUCCCAAAUCCUGUUCUCCGGGGGUGAUGAUGCCAUCUGCAAAGUGUGGGAUCGACGCACCAUGCGAGAGGAUGACCCCAAGCCUGUGGGUGCGCUGGCUGGACACCAGGAUGGCAUCACCUUUAUUGACAGCAAGGGUGAUGCCCGGUAUCUCAUCUCUAACUCCAAAGACCAGACCAUCAAGCUCUGGGAUAUCCGACGCUUUUCCAGCCGGGAAGGCAUGGAAGCCUCACGCCAGGCUGCCACACAGCAAAACUGGGACUACCGCUGGCAGCAGGUGCCCAAAAAAGCCUGGCGGAAGCUGAAGCUCCCAGGGGACAGCUCCUUGAUGACAUACCGGGGCCACGGGGUGCUGCACACCCUCAUCCGCUGCCGAUUCUCCCCCACCCACAGCACUGGCCAGCAGUUCAUCUACAGUGGCUGCUCUACUGGCAAAGUGGUCGUGUACAACCUCCUCAGCGGCCACAUUGUGAAGAAGCUGACCAACCACAAGGCCUGUGUGCGUGACGUCAGCUGGCACCCCUUUGAGGAGAAGAUUGUCAGCAGUUCGUGGGAUGGGAGCCUGCGUCUGUGGCAGUACCGUCAGGCUGAGUACUUCCAGGAUGACAUGCCAGAGUCCGAGGAACACCCCAGCACCCCUGCCCCAGUGCCCCACCCCUCUACAGCCUUUUCCUCGCCCCAGUAGACCUGACCUCCAGCCCCAUACAUGAGUGAGCCUCUUGAUAAGCUCUCCGCCUCCUCCUCCCUUUCUCCCUUCUGGGAGAUCUUUGGGAAAUCACUGGCACUGGAUGGGGAGAAACAGAAGCCCAGGCUUCGGGGCCCUAGCUGAGCCCUGGAACAUCCUCCCUGUGGGGCGGAGUGGUCUCCUCAGGCCCUCACACCCAUUCGGCUUGGGUCUCUAUCUCUGGCCAGUUUCUGGCAGGACUGCCAGUAUCUGGGGUGUCACCUUUGUCAGCAGGAGAACUGUCCUGCGUGUUUUUAAUCAUGUGUGGAUGUUAAGUGUUAGCUCCUAGAGUAGGUGCCUGGGGCCAGAUCUGAACUGAGCUGUCAGCUGGGGCCCAUUGCCUGGGCCUUCACGUUGAGGAUUAGAUGGGCCAAUCAGAGGGCCAGGCGUGCUGGCCUUUCUUCCAGAGGUCCUGAUGGCUGGACCUCUAGCCCUUUAGGGGAGGGUGGGAUGGGUAAGGCAUGUCCUUGGCACCCUCCUGGGACGGGAAUUGUGUCUUCUCUCUCUAUGUCUGGGUCUUUGGGGUAGGACAGGCUGUGGUGUGAGAGGCUCUGUGUGGCCCCACACAGGGCAGGCCGUCCCCUCCCAGUGUGUCCGUCGUGCCGGAGGCCAGCAGCUUCAAGGAGGGGUGUUGAAAUAGGACUCCUUUGUCCUCUCACUAGUUUUGGCUCCCUCAAUAAACUCUCUGUGGGAACCAGCUCA
Messenger RNA from Diceros bicornis minor, 2937 nucleotides. It is a transcript of the gene DCAF11, whose product is annotated as DDB1 and CUL4 associated factor 11. The coding region runs from base 556 to 2196 and encodes 546 amino acids. Gene Ontology annotation, molecular function: protein binding. Gene Ontology annotation, biological process: proteasome-mediated ubiquitin-dependent protein catabolic process. NCBI's taxonomy places the organism in Eukaryota, Metazoa, Chordata, Mammalia, Perissodactyla, Rhinocerotidae. The record is from RefSeq and is a predicted model, not a curated record. Gene Ontology annotation, cellular component: Cul4-RING E3 ubiquitin ligase complex. The transcript is spliced from 15 exons.